AUACGCUUUUAACGCGUAUGAUUUUGAAAAAGGAACUGCGUUUUGUCAGUGCUAUCGAUUUUGAAACAUAACCUCAAAGUGAGUGAAAAUGUUUUCAACGCGAUUCAGUAUAGUUUUCAUAUUGUUUUCUUUUGUUUUUGUUGUGUGGGCCAAUCCGGAUGCUAAGAGACUUUACGAUGAUUUGCUUAGUAAUUAUAACAGGCUGAUCCGACCUGUUGAUAAGAACAAUAAUACUGUUUUGGUGAAACUCGGCCUGCGACUGUCUCAACUGAUUGACUUGAACUUGAAGGAUCAAAUCUUGACCACCAACGUAUGGCUCGAACAUGAGUGGGAAGACCACAAGUUCAAAUGGGACCCGAACGAGUACGGCGGACAGAAGGAGCUGUACGUGCCCUCUGAACACAUCUGGCUACCUGAUAUCGUGCUUUACAACAACGCCGACGGCGAGUACGUGGUGACAACGAUGACGAAGGCGGUCCUCAGCUACACGGGCAAGGUGCUGUGGACGCCGCCGGCCAUCUUUAAGUCCUCCUGCGAGAUCGACGUCCGCUACUUCCCCUUCGACCAGCAGACCUGCUUCCUCAAGUUUGGGAGCUGGAGCUAUGAUGGAGAUCAGAUUGAUCUGAAGCACAUCAACCAGAAGAGACAGACCGGCGACACUAUAGAAGUGGGCAUCGACCUGAGAGAGUACUAUCCCUCCGUAGAGUGGGACAUCCUGGGGGUGCCAGCUGAGAGGCACGAGAGGUAUUACCCAUGCUGCCAGGAACCUUAUCCUGACAUCUUCUUCAACAUCACGCUCCGCCGCAAGACCUUAUUCUACACCGUCAACCUCAUCGUCCCAUGCGUCGGCAUUUCAUAUCUCUCCGUCCUUGUCUUCUACCUCCCCGCCGACUCCGGAGAGAAGAUAGCUCUCAGCAUCUCCAUCCUGCUCUCGCAAACCAUGUUCUUUUUACUGAUAUCUGAAAUCAUCCCGUCGACAUCCUUAGCUUUGCCUUUACUUGGUAAAUACUUGCUGUUUACCAUGUUGCUGGUAGGAUUGUCAGUUGUUAUAACUAUAGUUAUACUGAAUGUGCAUUAUCGGAAGCCUAGUACUCACAAAAUGGCGCCUUGGGUGCGGAAGUUCUUCAUAACGAAGUUACCAAGGUUACUUUUAAUGCGUGUACCUAAGGAUUUGUUGAGGGAUUUGGCUGCGCAGAAGAUAGCAGGAAGGAGCUUGAAGAAGAAUAAGUUUAAGGAUGCGUUGGCGGCGGCGGAGCAGACGAACUCGAAUGCUUCAAGCCCGGAUUCGUUGAGACAUCAUAUGCCUGGAGGAUGUAAUGGACUGCACUCGACUACUGCUACUAACAGAUUCAGCGGCCUCGUCGGUGCUCUCGGCAGCCUCGGCGCCGGCUACAACGGCCUCCCCUCCGUGAUGUCUGGCCUCGACGACUCGCUGAGCGACGUGGCCCCGCGCAAGAAGUACCCGUUCGAACUCGAGAAGGCCAUACACAACGUCAUGUUCAUUCAGCACCACAUGCAGCGGCAGGAUGAGUUCAAUGCGGAAGACCAGGACUGGGGCUUCGUGGCCAUGGUCCUCGACCGUCUGUUCCUCUGGAUCUUCACCAUCGCCUCCAUCGUCGGCACCUUCGCCAUCCUCUGCGAGGCCCCGUCGCUCUACGACGACACCAAACCCAUCGACAUGAUUCUUUCGUCGGUCGCUCAGCAGCAGUUCUUGCCGGUGGAUAGUGGUGAUUCUUAAACACGAUAUUUCAGAUGACAUCAUAAG
Cydia splendana is the source of this 1765-nucleotide messenger RNA. RefSeq names its product acetylcholine receptor subunit alpha-like 2 (gene nAChRalpha2). The record is from RefSeq and is a predicted model, not a curated record. Gene Ontology annotation, cellular component: postsynaptic membrane; plasma membrane; synapse. Gene Ontology annotation, molecular function: acetylcholine-gated monoatomic cation-selective channel activity; transmembrane signaling receptor activity. Lineage: Eukaryota; Metazoa; Arthropoda; Insecta; Lepidoptera; Tortricidae. Gene Ontology annotation, biological process: chemical synaptic transmission; signal transduction; regulation of membrane potential. The coding region runs from base 89 to 1738 and encodes 549 amino acids. The transcript is spliced from 8 exons.